UAAUUAUAUUAAAACAGGCGAUAGAAAAUUAUGAGAGUUACUUUGUAAAAGGAAACCUCAAAUUUUACAGUUGGCAAAGUAUAUUACAAUACAGCUCUGCUGAUAGGUUUAAAAUUAUCGAUUUAAUUUGUAAUACAAACAAUACAUAUUAUGGCAGUUCAACAAGAGGAACACAAUACUUACAAAAUAAAAACUUUAAAAUAUCAAAUAAUUGUGCUAUAUUAGAGUUUUUAACACAUCAAUUGAAUUUAUAUCAAAUACAAUUAUUUAAAAGCGCAGAAAAAAUAAACUUACCAUUACAAAUUAUGUUAGAAAAUAAAGAUAUAGAAGAACAAUAUUUUUCACAUGUAUGUGAAAAAAAAACAAAAUGUAAUAUAUAUAAUAACUCGACAUUUAAUAAAUUACAGUAUAAAUAUAAAACUCCAAACAUAAAACAUCAAUACAUAUUUGAAUCGACAAAAAAUGUAUUUAAAAUAAAAAGUAAUCCUUAUGAUGUAUUUGUAAACUAUGAGAAUUUUAUAAAUUUUUACAACGAGUAUGAUACUGAUCAGUUGUUGUUAAUUCACCUUUUAAAUUUUAUUGGAAUUAUAAAUGGUGAUACUAGCGCUUACGUCAGUUCGUUUUAUCUUCCUGGAUACUACACUGCAAUACAACUUGCAUAUAUAGAAAAUUUUGGAGUAGAAAAACUUUAUUCAAACUUAAUACACUGUGUUCAAACAUGUUAUGAUGGAAGCAAAAUAAAAAAGAAAGGGUUGCCUAAAACUAGCACACAAUCAAUAUCUAAAAAUAUUGAUUAUUCAAAAUGUGAAAUUUGCGAAGGAACAUUUUUUUAUAUAAACAGUAAAGGUAAGGGUCAGGGUAAUAUAUCUAUGUUACAAAAAUAUCAUACAUACACUACAAAUAUUCUAAAAAUCAAUACUGUAAACUCUUUAUUGAAUGACCUGAGCACCUUUGAAGACUACAAUAAUUUUUUGAUGCAUGAUGUCAACUGGUUUACAUUUUUAUUUUUAUUUAGAAUGGUGACAUAUCCAAAUAUAUACCUCUACAACAUACCUAACGCCAUGUAUUUAUUUACAAAACAAAUGGAAAAAAAAAAGAACACUCUGUAUGCAAACCAUUGGUACCCAUCUUUUUUAAAAAAAUACCGUAUCAAUAAAACCAAAGAAGAAAAAGCAGUCCACUUAGUAAAAUCUGUUCCUAACUUAUGUUCAUAUAUCCUAUAUUUAACCAUGAUCCACUUCAUUUAA
Piliocolobus tephrosceles (Ugandan red Colobus) is the source of this 1247-nucleotide messenger RNA. RefSeq lists its product as uncharacterized. NCBI's taxonomy places the organism in Eukaryota, Metazoa, Chordata, Mammalia, Primates, Cercopithecidae. Gene Ontology annotation, biological process: adhesion of symbiont to microvasculature. The record is from RefSeq and is a predicted model, not a curated record. The coding region runs from base 306 to 1247 and encodes 313 amino acids. The transcript is spliced from 7 exons.